AAUACAACUAACAUUUUCGUUUUUUAUUUUGUCUUUUUUCUUUUUUUCUUCAGUUUUGAUUCAGAAAGCAUUAUAUAUACAACGUUUUUCCUGAGCCACCAAAGAUUCAAAGCAUUAAGCAUACAUCCCUCUUUUACGACCACAACAUCUCAUUCCGCAUUUCAUCCAUCCUUCUUAUUACUUUGCUACCUACAAAUCUACAAUAAUAAUGGCUCCGGGGCAAAAGCUCUUAUUCACCUUCUUCCUUUGCUCAUCCAGUUUCCUUCUCACAGGUGUGGAGGUGGUAGAGGGUUCCUCGCGUCACCACCACCAGCACCACCAUCAUGUGAAGCAUAACGGUGUGGACACAAAGAAACUGUUUGUGUUCGGAGAUUCCUACGCAGAUACCGGAAAUAACAGAAUUUCAAAUGGUGACUCUUGGAAGUUACCAUAUGGUAUCACAUUUCCCGGCAAGCCUUCUGGACGUUUCUCGGAUGGUCGUGUUUUCACUGAUUUUCUAGCUAGAUAUCUGGGAUUAAAGUCACCGGUAGCCUACAAAUUUAGAAGAUUUGGAGGCAAGCAUUUGAAAUAUGGGAUGAACUUCGCUUUCGGAGGAACGGGAGUGUUUGACACUACGGCACCAUACCCGAACAUGACAACCCAGAUCGAUUUCUUUGAACGUCUACUCAAUGAAUCCGUUUUCACACCUUUUGACCUUGAGACUUCCAUUGCUCACGUUAGUCUUGUUGGCAAUGAUUACUCAGCGUACCUUUCUAGAGGUGGUUCCGUUCAGGGAUUGCAAACAUUUAUACCUCAAGUCGUAAAUGAAUUGGUGGUGGAUAUUAAACGCAUCUACAAAUUAGGAGUGAAGAAAAUAUCAGUGACGGCAUUACAACCUUUGGGAUGUCUACCUCGUAGUACAAUACAGAAUUCAUUCCAAAGGUGCAAUGACACAUUCAACCAGGCCGUUAUUUUUCACAAUACCUUAUUACAACAAGCAGUUACCAACUUGAACAAUAAUCACACUCAUGGCUCCCCAAUUGUCAUCAUUGAUUUGUAUAAUGCCUUUUUAUCGGUCAUCCAACAAAAUGCUACUAAUCAACAAGGAAGUUCAAAAUUUGCAAACCCCAUGAGGCCAUGUUGCAGGGGUAUAAGUCCCGCUUACUACUGUGGAAAUGUGGAUCAAAAUGGCAAUAACAUGUACACGGUAUGCCAACACCCAAACAACUACUUCUUCUGGGAUGACUCACACCCAACUCAAGCGGGCUGGGAAGCUCUAACCACUGCUUUACAACCUAACCUUGAUAGCCUACAACGUUAGCUACCUUCAUUCCUAAUUGCAACUUCAAAUCAAAAACGCUCAAUAAUGUUCCUAUGCGUGAAUAUAAAUAAUAAUGUACAAGUGUUAUAGAAUUGUCAUUGUCAACCCACCCUCAGAGAUUCCUUGUUUUUACAUUUACUUAUUGUCGUCCGAUCAUCGAACGUCAUAUAAUAGGCUACCGGCUACGUGCUUUCUCUUUACUUCUACCGCAAGUUCGUCACUUUAAUUUGUAUCGUAUGGUUGAUGUAACAAGAAUGCAAUAAGAAUUGCUGCAAUUAUAAGAAUUACAACAAGCUGUAAACAAAAUUCAAACACUUUGAGGUAUUAAUGGUCUCCCAUGUUCUGAAUUUGUUGAAUAUAUUAGGUUUUUUCCUCAA
Messenger RNA from Spinacia oleracea (spinach), 1677 nucleotides. Its product is annotated as GDSL esterase/lipase At5g03610. Lineage: Eukaryota; Viridiplantae; Streptophyta; Magnoliopsida; Caryophyllales; Amaranthaceae. The coding region runs from base 209 to 1300 and encodes 363 amino acids. The transcript is spliced from 5 exons. The record is from RefSeq and is a predicted model, not a curated record. Gene Ontology annotation, molecular function: hydrolase activity, acting on ester bonds.